Molecule: messenger RNA, 164 nt
Organism: Ambispora leptoticha
Lineage: Eukaryota; Fungi; Glomeromycota; Glomeromycetes; Archaeosporales; Ambisporaceae
Source: the annotation of a GenBank genome assembly
CAUUUAGAAAGUCAGGUACUGAAGAAAAAGAAGAUUCUAGAAAACAAAACAAAACUAUGAAGAUAUUAAAUAAAUUGAUUGAAGAUUAUUUAGAAGAACUAGAACUUUAUAAAGACUGGAUAGUCAAUCUUAGAAAAAAAAGAGAAAAGCAACAAGCACUUUAA